UAUCACGUGACCCGGAAGCUGUAGUGCAUCUUGCAAGCGACAACAAUGCGGCUUCAGUCUUUAGUCUUUUGACACCAGUUUUGUAGUUAAAUAAAGCUUUUUAUAAAUAUAACAUAAGCCAAUGGAACCUCUUUCGCCACCGUGACGAUUACACAGGCUGUCUCCGACGAGGCUCUCUAUUUAGGUUUGUUUUAUCACUAUUUUGCGCAAAGUGCAAAAUUUGUAUGACUUUCACCAUCGGUGAAUAAAUAAACAAUGAAGCUGCGAGUCCAGCUGCAGUGCAAGAAUUUGCAUGAAUACCUCAGAGAGUUGAGUCCAGAGAUUUUAGACCGACUAUACAAUCAUCCAGCAACAUGUUUGGCAGUCUACAGGGAGCUUCCGUCCUUUGCCAAAAACUAUGUGAUGCGGAUGCUGUUCCUAGAUCAACCUCUUCCACAGGCAGCGGUGGCAUUAUGGGUGAAUAAAGAAAGUCAGAAGGAUCACGAUGACUGCGUGUCGGUGCUGGCAGGACUCAGACUUUGGCACAGUCAGCAACUGCAAGGCGGUCUGCAGGGAUACAUCCUUAAUCCGGUGUUCAAAGACAACCUGAGGAUCGCGCUCCUCGGCGGGGGCCGAGCGUGGGCGGACGAAGGCAGCAGUCUGGGCCCCGAUCGGCACGCGCGCGAUAUAGAGAGUUUGGACCGUUACGCCAUGGAGCGCUGGGAGGUGAUCCUGCACUUCAUGGUGGGUUCUCCGAGUGCUGCUGUCAGUCAGGACUUGGCUCAGCUGCUGACUCAAGCGGGCCUCAUGAAAAGUGAGGCAGGGGAGGCCCCCUCCAUCACCUCUGCUGGCUUUCAAUUCCUUCUGCUGGACACGGCCUCUCAACUGUGGUAUUUCACCCUGCAGUACCUUAAAACUGCUCAGUCAAGAGGGAUGGGCCUGGUGGAGAUAUUGUCAUUUCUGUUCCAGCUCAGUUUCUCAACAUUGGGCAGAGAUUACUCGGUGGAGGGCAUGAGCGAGUCGUUGCUCACAUUUCUGCAGCACCUUCGGGAAUUUGGACUGGUCUUUCAGAGGAAGCGAAAGUCAAGGCGCUACUAUCCCACCAGAUUGGCCAUCAGUCUGGCAGCGGGAGUCACGAGCAACUCUUCUUCCCUUUCCUCGGGCUCCGCUCCUGGUACCGGAGACACAGGCUUCAUUGUGGUUGAAACCAAUUACCGCAUCUACGCCUACACCAGCUCGGAGCUCCAGAUUUCUCUUGUAGCGCUCUUCAGUGAAAUGUUGUAUCGCUUCCCUAAUGUGGUGGUGGCUCAGGUGACAAGAGAGUCUGUGCAACAGGCCAUUGCAAACGGCAUCACGGCGCAACAGAUCAUCCACUUUCUAAGAACCAGAGCGCACCCUAUCAUGCUGACGCAGACACCAGUGCUUCCUCCGACCAUAACGGAUCAGAUCCGACUUUGGGAGCUCGAGAGAGAUAGACUGCAAUUCACUGAGGGUGUGCUCUACAACCAGUUUCUCUCCCAGGCUGAUUUUGAGGUGCUACGAGACAGAGCUCAGGGUCUGGAUUGUCUGGUGUGGCAAGACGUAUCUCACAGGGUGAUGGUAGUGACACCGCACGGACACAGUGAGGUCAAGAGAUUCUGGAAACAACAGAAGUCCCACCCGUGAUCAAGAAAAGAGGACUGACAUGAAACGGCACUUCAGAUUGGCUUUUCUCUGUACAUUGAGCAGUCAUUUUCAACUGUUGUUAAUAAUUAUGAUAAUGUAUUCUUUAGGAACAAACCUUUGCAACAUGAAUAUCACAUUUGUAAACAGUACUAUGCUGACUUGUUCUAAGUGCUGUAAAAACGCAUUAAGAAAAGAAACAACAGCAUGAAUAUGAAAAUGUAUAUGGUUUGAUUAAAAAAAAUGCACAAAUGACA
This is a messenger RNA of Corythoichthys intestinalis (scribbled pipefish), 1898 nucleotides long. It is a transcript of the gene gtf2h4, whose product is annotated as general transcription factor IIH, polypeptide 4. Gene Ontology annotation, molecular function: ATPase activator activity; double-stranded DNA binding. The transcript is spliced from 13 exons. Bases 256 to 1644 code for a protein of 462 amino acids. Gene Ontology annotation, biological process: nucleotide-excision repair. Gene Ontology annotation, cellular component: transcription factor TFIIH core complex; transcription factor TFIIH holo complex. The record is from RefSeq and is a predicted model, not a curated record. NCBI's taxonomy places the organism in Eukaryota, Metazoa, Chordata, Actinopteri, Syngnathiformes, Syngnathidae.